GGCCGCCCAGCCAUGUUGAGAAGUCUGUCAGCCCUGAGAACGAGCGAACUGCAGCCCGCCAUUGUGUUGAAACCAGGCUCUACGGAGAGAUAGGGGCACUUGGCUAAACUAUUUAGUAGCUUGACAUUUUCUUCACCCUGUAGCUUUUGUUUUAGAAACAAAUAUAGUUGGCAUAGGUUCCAGGGGAAAGGAAAUGUCAGCCCACAGCCGCAUUGAACAGAGACCGAAAGGCCAAUCAAGUAAAGUGCAAAACGGAGCUGUGACCCAAAAGGAUUCUUUGAAUGAUGAUGAGUUUGAGCCGUACCUGAACACUCAGGCCAGACAGAGCAAUGCCUAUACGGCCAUGUCGGACUCGUACAUGCCAAGCUACUACAGCCCCUCCAUAGGAUUUUCCUACUCCUUGAAUGAGGCAGCGUGGUCAACUGGUGGGGACCCACCUAUGCCUUACCUGGCCUCCUAUGGACAGCUAAGCAAUGGGGAGCCCCACUAUCUCCCGGACGCUAUGUUUGGCCAGCCAGGGCCCUUGGGGAGCAACCCUUUCCUGUCCCAGCAUGGCUUUAACUUUUUCCCCAGUGGCAUCGACUUCUCUGCGUGGGGCAGUAGCAGUUCUCAGGGACAGUCGGGGACCCCGCAGAGUGCCGGCUACAGCAGCAGUUACGCCUACGCCCCCAGCUCGCUCGGGGGAGCCAUGAUCGAUGGACAGUCCCCCUUUACCCCUGCCGCUAAUGAGCCCCUCAACAAAGCGCCUGGCAUGAACUGCCUGGACCAGGGCAUGGCGGGGCUUAAGAUCGGUGGAGCCGCCCCCGGUGGCAGUGGCGAGAUGGCUCCCAAAGUGGUCGGCUCGGGAUUAGCUGGUGGAGGACCUCUUGGGCCCGUCUCAUCCGUAGGACCCCCAAUCAUGCCCCCCAUCGCUGUUGUCCCAGCUAAACCUGCCUCCUGGGCGGACAUUGCCAGCAAGCCAGCAAAGCCUCAGCCCAAACUGAAAACCAAGGGUGGCAUGGCGGGGGCCAACCUGCCCCCUCCACCCAUCAAACACAACAUGGACAUCGGCACUUGGGAUAACAAGGGUAACAUGCCCAAAGCCACCGCCCCGCAGCAGGCGCUCCCCAUUCCAACCAACGGGCAGCCGCCCCACCUGUCCUCCCCCCAGCCCGGAGCUACCGCUGGGGGGAACCCUCAACUGCCCCUGAGCAAUGGACAGUUGGGCCCCCCGGUUGGUCAGAUGGGGCAGCAUCAACUGCCAUCCAAUGGGCAGCAAGGAAUGGCUCAGAUGCCCCCUCCUUCUCUCUCCCAGGGUCUGCCCGCUCCCCCUUCCCAGCAGCAGCAGCAGCAGCAGCAGCAGCAGCAGCAGCAGCAGCAGCAGCCUACCCAACCCACCCGCUGGGUCCCUCCACGGAACCGGGCCAACGGGUUUGCGGACGGUGGGGGCGUGGCGGGCCAAUCACCGCCCGCCGCAUCCGGCGUGGGACCGGUUCCCGGAGUCCCCUCUGAGCCUCACCCGGUCUUGGAGAAGUUGCGCAUGGUCAACAACUACAACCCCAAGGACUUUGACUGGAACCCCAAGCAGGGCCGCGUGUUCAUCAUCAAGAGUUACUCUGAGGACGACAUCCACCGCUCCAUCAAGUACAACAUCUGGUGCAGCACGGAGCACGGCAACAAGCGGCUGGACGGCGCCUACCGGUCGCUGGGCGCCAAGGGCCCGCUCUAUCUCCUGUUCAGUGUCAACGGCAGCGGACACUUCUGUGGCGUGGCGGAGAUGCGCUCUCCCGUGGACUAUAACACCUGCGCCGGCGUGUGGUCGCAGGACAAGUGGAAGGGUCGCUUCGACGUCCGCUGGGUCUUUGUCAAGGACGUUCCCAACAGCCAGCUGAGGCACAUCCGGCUGGAGAACAACGAGAACAAGCCGGUCACCAACUCCCGCGACACGCAGGAGGUGCCCCUGGACAAGGCCCGGCAGGUGCUGAAGAUCAUCGCCGGGUACAAACACACCACGUCCAUCUUCGAUGACUUUUCUCACUACGAGAAGAGGCAGGAGGAAGAGGAAUGUGUCAAAAAGGUGGAGGUCCAGGGCACUGAGCCGUACCCCAGCAACCCAAGCAACAGAAGUCACUACAGACUUCAGGAGCGUCAAGGAAGAGUCAAGUAACUUUGGGCAAAAGGACUGCAAUGCCCCCUCCCUCCCUGUUGACCCCCUCUCUGCCCCUGUCCACCCCAUCUCAUCCAGAUCUCUAAGAAAUUAUAAUGGGGUGAAGAAUUAACCAAGGACACACAAAAAAAAAAAACGUAAUGAAGACUUUCUUGAUUUUCUUUGACUUUAAAGACUUACUUGGAACUUGUAGUAAAAAGAAAAUGAUUAUUCAUAGGACUAAAACUAAAAUGCAUAGCAUCCAUUGGUGAAUCUUUUUUUUUUGCCCGACCCUACCGUUCCACUACAUUUGCUUUUUUCUUUGUAUGCGUUUUUCUUUUUCUUUAAAAGAAAGGAUUGUCUUUUUUCUUCACUUUCCAAGUGCAGGCCCUCAAUUUCACAGAGCAUACACAUCCUGUAGGAAUUUUUAGUAAUUGCUACAACAGUGCGGCAUGGUCAUGGGCAGUUUGUCACCUUUUUUUCUUUGUAAACAACUGACACCGUAUUGUCUUGAGGGGAGAAUCGACCAACGUGGAUACAUCCGAGGUUCCUCGUCAUUGGAUAUUGGACAACACAAUGGGCGGGUGUCAACAACGCUCACAACGGAAGAACCCUUGUCCCUUGCACGCUUUACAUGUUUGGUUUUGUUAAAGAGUGACCCAGGAAUCCUCUCAAUGGGCCCACCUGUUUUUCUGUUUGAGCGUACCUCUCAUGUCGGCUCUGGGGGACGUAGGAGGACGGCAAGUGGAGGAGCAAGUUUGAAAGCAGCAGUGUCGCGAUGACGAGCACCUGCUCAGUGUAUAAUUUCUACGUGUACAAAUAGGAGGGUGUGGUGGUGGGGGGGCUGGGGGCCCGGUGUCCUCUGUCCUCUGUCCUCUGUCCUGCCGCUCUUUAACGGAACUUAUUUACCCUGUUGUUUUUCUCCCUCGACCGGUUGGACAUGUUCAAUCAUUGUUGCAAUGGGCUGCAUCUCUCCCUUGUUUAUUUUCCUUUCCGUUUUCUUAAAACGGCAAUGCGAGUGGCCUUGGUCCCACUCUUCCUAUUAAUCAGUUCUGAAGUAAUAAAUGUGGUAUACUCAGCAGAA
Molecule: messenger RNA, 3209 nt
Organism: Gadus macrocephalus (Pacific cod)
Lineage: Eukaryota; Metazoa; Chordata; Actinopteri; Gadiformes; Gadidae
Gene: ythdf2
Product: YTH N6-methyladenosine RNA binding protein F2
Exons: 6
Coding region: 194-2146 (650 amino acids)
Biological process (GO): mRNA destabilization
Cellular component (GO): cytoplasm
Molecular function (GO): mRNA binding; N6-methyladenosine-containing RNA reader activity
Source: RefSeq, a predicted model, not a curated record